AUGAUUUCAUAUGCUAAAUUCCUUAAAGAGAUCAUAUCCAACAAGAAAAAUCUUGAGGAUGAUGAAACUCUUAUGCUUACUGCAGAAUGCAACGCUAUCAUUCAAAACAACAUGCCUCCUAAACUGAAAGACCCUGGUAGUUUUUCCAUACCAUGUGUAAUUGGAAAGUUUAUCAUAGACAAAGCUCUAUGUGAUUUACGAGCCAGUGUUAGUUUAAUGCCCUUAUCCAUAUGCGAAAAACUAAAUUUGGGAGAAUUAAGACCAACAAAGAUGUCUCUAAAACUAGCUGACUGUUCCGUUAAAUUUCUCAUAGGUGUGCUAGAGAACAUUCCUGUUUGUAUAGGACAAUUCUAUAUUCCUACCGACUUUGUGAUAAUGGAUAUAAAGGAGGAUUCCCACAUCCCUAUUAUUCUAGGAAGACCCUUUUUAGCCACAGCCGGAGCCAUCAUAGAUGUGAAGAAAGGAAGGAUGACCUUCGAAGUUGGAGAAGAAAAAGUUGAAUUUCUCUUAGCUAAAGUCCUACAAGCACCAGCUAUAGAUGACUAA
Lathyrus oleraceus (garden pea) is the source of this 546-nucleotide messenger RNA. RefSeq lists its product as uncharacterized. Lineage: Eukaryota; Viridiplantae; Streptophyta; Magnoliopsida; Fabales; Fabaceae. Bases 1 to 546 code for a protein of 181 amino acids. Gene Ontology annotation, molecular function: aspartic-type endopeptidase activity. The transcript has a single exon. The record is from RefSeq and is a predicted model, not a curated record. Gene Ontology annotation, biological process: proteolysis.